This is a messenger RNA of Adineta steineri, 855 nucleotides long. Lineage: Eukaryota; Metazoa; Rotifera; Eurotatoria; Adinetida; Adinetidae. The record is from the annotation of a GenBank genome assembly.
AUGACAGAACAAAAACGUGUAAUUUUAGUGACUGGAGCAAAUAAAGGUAUUGGUUUUGAAGUUGUGAAGAAAUUACUUCAGCAAUCUUCUUCAAAAGCCACUGACAUUAUUCUUCUUGGUAGUCGAGAUAUUAAACGUGGUCAAGAUGCAAUUCAACAAUUAGGUUCUCCAACAAAUGUACAUUUGUUACAAUUGGAUACAUCAUCAAAAGAAAAUAUAUUAAUUAAUAAUGCUGCGAUCGCACCAAGAGAGAAUACAAUUGAAGCAACACGAACAGCGUUUGCAACUAAUUAUUAUGGUAUUAAAAUGCUUAAUGAAUAUUUGAUCCCUCUAUUACGUGAGAAUGGUCGUAUAGCUAAUGUUGCUAGUGGUGUUGGUCCAAUGGUAUCAUAUCUUUUUUCAAAAGAACUUCAACAAAAAUAUACAUCACCAACAUUAACAACACAAGAACUUGAUAAUAUUGUUGAAGAUUUUCUUUCAGCAUUCGAAUCUCAUAAUCUGGAACGUAUUGGAUAUUCUUCUGAAAUACCUUUUCCAGCAUACACUAUUUCCAAAGCUGCAUUGAUUGCUCUUACUCGAAUUCAAGCACGUGAAUAUUGUAAUAACAAAAAUAUAUCUAUUUAUGCUGUAUGUCCUGGUUUUUGUGCCACCGAUCUUAAUAAUCAUGCUGCUGGCAGUCGAUCAGCAGCAAUCGGCGCUGAUUCUAUUCUGUAUGUGAUUGAUACACCAGCAAAUGAAUUAGAAAAUGGUGCAUUCUAUCAAGAUGGUAAAAAACUACCAGAAAUCUGUGACGAUGAAGCUAAAGUAAAAGCAUUUGUCGAACACUCCAAGACAUUACUCAAACCAAAACAGUAA